Carcharodon carcharias (great white shark) is the source of this 1808-nucleotide messenger RNA. It is a transcript of the gene polb, whose product is annotated as polymerase (DNA directed), beta. The transcript is spliced from 14 exons. NCBI's taxonomy places the organism in Eukaryota, Metazoa, Chordata, Chondrichthyes, Lamniformes, Lamnidae. Gene Ontology annotation, molecular function: DNA binding; DNA-directed DNA polymerase activity. The coding region runs from base 173 to 1132 and encodes 319 amino acids. Gene Ontology annotation, cellular component: nucleus. The record is from RefSeq and is a predicted model, not a curated record. Gene Ontology annotation, biological process: double-strand break repair via nonhomologous end joining.
CCGCUGACGGUUGGUCGCGCGCACGCGGCCUGGCAGCGCGGCUGCAGCCUGGUCUUUUCCUGACGGGACCUGUCCCGGAGCCCAGGCGGGCAGGGCUGACGGUCACCCGGGGUUGCUUUACUGUUUUGCUUUCUUUUCCUUCCUUCCUCCCUCCCUCAGUCCGUCCGCCGCCAUGAGCAAGAGGAAAGCGCCGCAGGAGACGCUGAACGAGGGGAUCACCGACUUCCUGAUCGAACUGGCUAACUUUGAGAGAAAUGUGAAUCGAGCAAUGCACAAGUACAAUGCAUACAGGAAAGCAGCUUCUGUUAUUGCGAAGUACCCAACAAAAAUCAAGAGUGGCGCAGAAGCCAAAAAGCUGGAAGGAGUCGGUGACAGGAUUGCGAAGAAGAUUGAUGAAUUUUUAGCAACAGGGAAGCUGCAAAAAUUGGAAAAGAUUCGUCAAGAUGAUACCAGUUCCUCUAUUAACUUUUUAACAAGAGUGACUGGAAUAGGACCUGCAGCAGCAAGAAAAUUUGUGGAGGAGGGAAUCAAAACCUUGGAUGAUCUGAGAGAAAAUGAACACAUACUGAAUUAUCAUCAGCGGAUUGGUUUGAAGUAUUUUGAGGAUUUUGAAAAGCGAAUUCCUCGUUGUGAAAUGGUAAAAAUGCAGGCUAUAGUUUUGCAAGAAGUGGAGAAGCUGGAUCCAAACUAUGUCGCCAUCAUUUGUGGCAGUUUCAGGCGAGGUGCUGAGUCGAGUGGUGAUAUGGAUAUUCUUUUGACUCAUCCAGACUACACUUCAGAAUCAUUAAAAAGGCCAAAGCUUCUCAAUCCAGUUGUGGAAUGCCUGGAGGCAAUAAAUUUUGUCACCAACACACUUUCCAAGGGAGAUGCCAAAUUCAUGGGUGUCUGCCAAUUGCCAGAUGAUAGUGAUGGUAGUGAUUAUCCAUUCAGGAGAAUUGACAUUAGGCUUAUUCCAAAAGAUCAGUAUUUCUGUGGCGUGCUUUAUUUCACUGGCAGUGAUCUUUUUAACAAGAACAUGAGGACCCAAGCACUAGAAAAAGGCUUCACUUUGAAUGAGUACACAAUUCGCCCAUUGGGAAGCACAGAAGUAUAUUCUUCUCAUCCUGCAACAAUUAAAAAGUUUUAUAAUUGACUGAACACCUCGCAGACAUGUUGUUAAUCAACAGCAUGGGCAAUGGCAUACUUGAACUUGCAUCAAGAAGGAAUGCAAAGCUUUUUAAUGUCUAUGUACUAGAUCAUUACCUUUCCCUUUGGAAGGAGCUAAUAUUGGGCUGUUGCAUGAGAAUUUAUCAGUUGUACCUUUCAUAAUAAACUUCAUGGAGCCAUAUGCUAACGAGUUGGAGGCUUCAGUAGAACAGAAAAAUUAGAGAUUUUACAGAUAAAACCUGUUUGCUGAUUAAGUUUUGAACUCUGAAAUAUCCUCAGUCCCCAGUGGAAAUGAUUCCUCUAUAUAAAUGUGUAGCAGGGUUCUAUCGAAGAAUAAUGUACUUGUUUCUCUGCAGGAAAGAUAUGAUGGAGACCUGGGACAAAUUCAUUUAGGAAUUGCAGAAUGAACUUGCUGAGCAUUGUUGCACAAGUAGUUAAAAUGGUAGUUUGCCAGUAAUUUGCUUACGGUUUGAAAGAUGGUCUUUUCCCCUGAAGGUAUUUAAAAGUGUUGCAGGUGUUAAAUAAUGUCAAAGCAUCAAAAAAGUUUUAAACUAAUUUCUGCCAUGUUUCAACAAAAUAUCAUAUAUUCUUGUACAAAGCUUCAGAAAUUUAAACCAACUUUGCAGGCAUCUCAUUAAAAAUAUCAGACCCUUUGAAUGGAA